AUAGGGCUUAAUAUCUCCCAUAUAGAUCAUUUAAUGGAUUUUUUUAUGUUUGUUUUAUAUACUAUAUGUACAAUUAAAGACCAUCAAAUUCUGAGGAAACUAAUUAAUUGUUUUCUUCAAAUCAGACUGGUCUUCUGUGAAGAGGACAUACACUGUCCAAUCACCAUGGAUUCCAGACAGCCGAUUCUUCCACCAAACAAACCAACUCUGAUUCAUGAAGGUUCUCCAAAACGAUACCGUCUGUUUACAGUGAAAAAAAUGCUUGAUGACAGUGGAAAAGUCAGAAAAUGGACUUAUGGGAUGAAAGACAGUAGCAAACCAAACAAAAUUGUUUUGCUGGUGGGAGAAACAGGCGCUGGUAAGACAACCCUCAUCAACAGCAUGGUCAACUACUUACUCAAAGUGAAGUUUGAGAAUGAAAUAUGGUUUGAAAUAACUGAAGAAGAAGCCAGAGAUCAAUCAGAAUCACAAACCUCUGAAAUCACCAUGUAUGAGGUCUUUCAUGUAAAAAGUCCCAUAUCUCUCACCAUCAUUGAUACUCCAGGCUACGGAGACACUAGAGGACUGGACAAAGAUCUGGAAGUUGCUGAAAAUUUAGCAACUCUGUUUCAAAGCAAUGAUGGAGUUCGUGAAGUCGAUGCUGUGUGUUUUGUGAUCCAAGCAUCUAAAAAUCGUCUCUCAGACAGACAGCAUUACAUUUUCAGUUCAGUUCUUUCUUUGUUUGGUAAAGACAUUGUGAACAACAUUGUGUUCCUAAUCACACACUCUGAUUGUCUACCACCCAAAAACGUCAUUGGUGCCAUUAAUAAAGCUAGAAUUCCCUGCAGACGAGACAAAAGUGGCCAACCUGUUCAUUUCUUAUUCAACAACCGGCAGGCUGAUGCACGUCAAAAUGAGAGACGUUAUGUUCGUGCUCAAAGAGACGCCUGGGAAGACAGUGUGGAAGACAUGAAGAAUUUUUUUCAGUCUCUGCAUGAAAAGAACAGAAGAAGUUUAGCGUUGACUUCAGAUGUACUGACGCAGCGAAUUCAGUUUGAAGCAUCUAUCUGCAACUUACAGCUGCGAAUUCAAGAGAUGGAGCUGAAAAAGGCUGAAAAACUUCAGAUUCAGGAGGCAAUGGUGCAAAACAAGGAAAAGAUUGAUGAGUGUACAAACUUUACAAUUAACUUCAAAAAGACUGUGAAACUUAAGGUGCCCAUCGAGAGCGCAUCAUGGAAGAACAGGAAGGCGACAACCUGCACCGUCUGUGAAGAAAACUGUCAUGAGUUUGACUGCUGGUGGGCUUCUGAUCCCAGCAAAUGUGAAGUCAUGAAAAAAGGCUACUGCACCGUGUGCACAGGGAAGUGUCAUCACAGCAAACACGUCAAAGAAGACAAGAAAUACAUCAUCAAAAACUCCACCAUAAAGAUAGAAUUUGACAGAUGGAUAAAAGAUUAUGAAAAAGCUGAAGAAGAGUCCAGAAAGUUUUCAGUUAUAAUGGAUAGACUUGACCGAGAUCUGCAGGAUAUUGAGGACCAAAAGUCAAUUCUUCUGUUCAAUGCUUACAGGACCAUCAAGAAUCUGUCUGAGAUCGCAUUGAAACCAGACUCUGCCUUCACUCUUCAGCAUCUGGACUUCUUCAUCCCCAGAGUGAGGGAGGCUGGGAAAGAAGACUGGGUGAGAGAGUUGGAGGAAAUGAGGAGAAAAGCUGUAGAAGAGGAAGCAAAUAAAGACACUUUGAGUUAUCUUCAGGCAGGUCUGGCAAAACUAGAUAUUUUUUUUAGCGAUAAAUGAAAAAACGUCAGAGAGGACAACUAAAUAAUCAAUGACAAUGAAGAAAACUUUAAAUAAAAAAAUAAAUGCAGGAGACUCUCUGUUGAUCUGAAGAUAAUAAUGUUCAUUUGACCAUACUAUCAAGUUAAUUUUUUGUGUUUAUAACUAGGCAAGCUUUAUACAAUUUUAGUCUCCUCUUAGCUCAUGUACUUUACUUAUAAAAUUACAAUUAUUAUCAUGGAAAAUGACUCAACCACAAACAGAGAUUUAUUUACUCAU
Messenger RNA from Carassius carassius (crucian carp), 2031 nucleotides. RefSeq lists its product as uncharacterized. The transcript is spliced from 2 exons. NCBI's taxonomy places the organism in Eukaryota, Metazoa, Chordata, Actinopteri, Cypriniformes, Cyprinidae. Gene Ontology annotation, molecular function: GTP binding; ATP hydrolysis activity. The coding region runs from base 34 to 1773 and encodes 579 amino acids. The record is from RefSeq and is a predicted model, not a curated record.